Molecule: messenger RNA, 1210 nt
Organism: Nicotiana tabacum (common tobacco)
Lineage: Eukaryota; Viridiplantae; Streptophyta; Magnoliopsida; Solanales; Solanaceae
Product: ethylene-responsive transcription factor 2-like
Biological process (GO): regulation of DNA-templated transcription; ethylene-activated signaling pathway
Molecular function (GO): DNA binding; DNA-binding transcription factor activity
Source: RefSeq, a predicted model, not a curated record
GGUCCAGAUGUCUACUGCGGCAAAAAGCGGCUCAGUAACAGAAAACGACAAUUCAAUUAAUCAACUUAGACGUCAAUAACCUAUAAUUUUAUCCAGUGUUUCCAAAUAAACCACGUGAUUGAAAGCUUCUCUCCUCUAAAAAAAACUUAGAAUUUUUCUCCGUUUAGAAGGUUCAAGGAAGCUCAAAAUCCCCUCGGCAAAAUCUAACAAUCUUUUCAACAAACAAUACUUUAAUCAUUACAAUCAUGUUCAUUCUCCCACCCGUGCAUGUACCAUUUCUCAUAUAAAUAUACCCCCAUUCCUUUCCUCAAUAAAUCUCACAAGUCACAACUUCCUCUGUUUUCUCUGCAAUUCAUUCUCAACAAAAGAAAGAAAAUUCAUUACCAAAUUAAAGAUUUUUUCAUGAUGUAUGGGAAUUGUGAAUUCGAAAAUGAUUUUGCCAUUCUUGAAUCAAUUCGGCUUCACUUAUUUGAAGACUGGGAAACACCAUUAACAAGCUCCGACAAUUCAACAACCUCGGAUUUGAGCAGAAGCAACAGCAUUGAGUCCAACAUGUUUCCUAAUUGCUUGUCCGAUGAAUUUGAUGCAGCAGAUACGUUUCUUUAUGAUAUCCUUAAUGAAGGCGUUGGCUAUGGAUUUCAGCCAGCUUCUGAUUUUACAAACCCCAAUGUUAAAUUGGAACCUGAAAUAUGGAAUUUACCGGAGUUUGUCGCACCUCCGGAGACGGCGGCGGAGGUGAAAAUGGAACCACCAGUAGUGAUGACGGCGCCGCCGCCUCAGAAGGCAAAUCAUUAUAGGGGCGUGAGAGUGAGGCCGUGGGGGAAGUUUGCAGCGGAAAUUAGGGAUCCGGCGAAGAAUGGGGCAAGGGUGUGGCUGGGUACGUAUGAGACGGCGGAGGACGCAGCGUUGGCAUACGACAAGGCGGCGUUUCGCAUGCGGGGGUCACGUGCAUUGAUUAAUUUCCCGUUGAGGGUUAAUUCUGGUGAACCUGAACCCAUUAGAGUUGGUUCGAAACGAUCAUCAAUGUCGCCGCAGCAUUCUUCUUCGUCGUCGGCGUCGUCGCCGAAGAGGAGGAAGAAGGUAUCUCAAGGGACGGAGCUAACGGUGUUAUAGGUCCCAACUGGGUUCUGUGUAGUGAUUAAGAAAAAUAGAAUUAGUCGAGGGAAUUUGUUUUUUACUUGGCUGAAGUAAUGAAUUUGUUAUUUAUUUA